Molecule: messenger RNA, 2811 nt
Organism: Durusdinium trenchii
Lineage: Eukaryota; Dinophyceae; Suessiales; Symbiodiniaceae
Source: the annotation of a GenBank genome assembly
AGCCGUUUGGGCUCUGAACUCCCCCUUUCCGUCCACCGAAAGACCCCGCCGGAACACCGCGCCGGUUGUGACCGCACGCGGCCGUCAUGGCGCUGGGCCUCACGCCCAGCGUUGCACGCACGUGGCGGUGGACAGCACGAGCGCUGGGCGCUGGUGGAUGGCAGACGGAACUUCGACACGGGGGCCACUCGAGUGGAGAUGAUCGAAGAUUCCAUGCUGGCAUCCUGAUGCUCACUGGCAUCGCAGGUGGCCAGCGCAUGCGUUCGCGGGCGCGGGCUGCAGCACUACGCCAGAGCCGCUCCAUCACACGUGCCGCCGUGGCCACGCAAGGAGCGUCGGUCACGGGCAGUCGCACGGCCUUUACUGAGAACGGGGCAGUGGCACUGGAUAGCUCUGGCGAAGCUUGUGUAGACUUCCUGUUCACAGUGGUGCCAGGCAUCAGUCGAGAUGCCUUGUACACCGCGCUGCGCAAUGCUUGGGAUGAAGACCCUCUCGCCACCAUGAAGCUGCUGCUGCAGUUGGGCGAUCCACGAGAGGGGAAAUCGGACCGCGACAACCACCAGUUGUGCCUACUUUGGAUUUGGAGGCACUUCCCAGCAACUGCCUUGGCAAACAUUCGAUCUGGUGCUCUCGCCGGGCAUACCUGCUUGAAAGGAUUGCUUGAUUUGCUGAUGUAUGCAGCGUGGGACGACGAGACGUUCGUCGAACGGGACUUGGAGGAGUUCCCCCGACGAGGCACAGUGGGGCCAGAGCGAGAGUACAGGAAGCGGCUAAGAUUCGAGAAGAAGCGUGGGUGGGUGAGGAGAACGGUGGACGACAGGACGGUGAGUCGGAGGCAACGUGCCGAGCUGCGAGGGCGGCAAGCUGCGGAGCGUGUGGAGCGGAUCGAAGCCUUUCGCAAGAUCUUGGAGGAGGAAGGUCUGGAGCCGUCGCAGAUCCGACGCACGCGGCUGUUCCGGGAUGCCUCUUUGCCCCAAAGGAUGCCGUGGAUGGAGAAGGAGGAGUGGACAUCGGAUGAGAUCAAAGCGCGCUUCGUGAAGUUCUGUGAAGAGGUGGACCACGCAAAGAAUGAGAAGAUUCACCAGGAGGUCAAGAAAAGUCACGCGCGGCGGCUGGCAGAUGUCGGUGAGAAGUAUUCCUCCAAGCCGGAGCUCAAAGAACUCUACGACACUGUCGCAGAUGUUUUCGCCGAAGCCCUCAAGGAGUUGAUGCAAAUCAGAGAGAAGUAUCUCUCUGGAAGUGACCUCUCCAGGGAUGAACGCUUGAAGCUGACAGGGAGUUUGUAUCCCAAAUGGGCACCUACAAGCAAUGGGAUGCAUGACAAGAAGACCGACAUCGUGCGAGGUCUGGUGGAACGGAUCUUCCCUGCUGAGGAGUUCCAGCUCGGCACGUAUGAGCACUACAUCUCCUUCAUGAAGGACAAGUACCGGAAAGAAGUCCUUUCACCACUGCGGAGGCACAUUGAGCUGCCGGAAUCCUUCAUUGGUGCUCAAGAGUGGGAGAAGAUCAACUACAACCGGAUGUCAGCACGAUGCCGACUUCUAUAUGGACAGAGCGUCUAUGCGCAGAACGAUGAGACCUAUGAGGCACACCUCAAAGCCGCCCUGGAGGGUACGGCUCACGUGAAGGGUAAUGUGAUGCCAGAUGAGCUGGUGAGUCAAUCUCGGGAUGCCAAAUCUGAACUGCAGACCAUACAAGCUGAAGCUCAAUGGAAGGACCUGGUCUCAGAGGUCAAAGCCGCUGGGGUGUUGGGCCGGGCCCUGGCCGUGUGCGACACCUCCGGGUCCAUGUGGGGGCAACCCAUGGAUGUGGCCGUUGCUUUAUCCUUGCUGAUCAGCGAGGUCACGCAGGAUCCCUGGAGGCAGCGCGUUUGCAGCUUCUCAGCUGAUCCCUACUUCGUGUCACUACCUGAUCCGGACACCACGAACUUGGCAGAAAGGGCGGCACAGGUCCUGGGGAUGCACUGGGGGAUGAAUACAAACUUUGAGAAGGUCUUUGAGCGGAUCUUGGACAUUGCUGUUCAGAACCAAGUUCCCGGGGACCAAUUGCCGGAGCUGCUGGUGGUGUUUUCAGACAUGCAGUUCGAUGAGUCCAUCAGUUCUAUGGAUCCUUGGGCCACCACCCAUGAGAAGAUCAAGACCAAAUUCAGGACAGCAGGCUAUGGCGAGUACGUGCCAAAGAUCAUUUAUUGGAACCUCCGGUACUCGAGCGCCUCUGGGCGAGUCCCAACUCCGGCACUGGAGAAAGACGUGGUCAUGCUUAGUGGCUACAGCCAGGGACUUCUGAAGAGCUUUUUGAAGCAAAAAUUGGAAGCGCCUGCGCCCCUGGAGCAGAUGCGGGCGAUCAUCGAUUCCACCUACUAUGACGAUGUCCGAGUGGCAGCAGAGGAUCUCGCCCGAAAAGCUCCCGAUCGGCCUGAGUUGGCUGAAUUGCUUUGGAGUCGUCGAUCUUGACAGCGACGGAACACGUGGAAGAAGGGACAGAAGGCCAUUUGCGGAAGCCGAAGAGAACAAGUCGGCUUGAUCAAGUGAUAUCAAGUGUGGUUCCCGAGCAUGAGUUCCGGAGAUGUUGAGAUCGCUUGCUGAUUUGAACGUUUUGAAACGGACAUGGAUUGCUGCUUUCGAUCAUUGUACAGUCCGCCUAUUCUGGACGUGGAUCACGUGGCCGAUCCUUUUGACGCCGAAAUCCAAUGUUCAAAGAACAUGUAUGUGGUUCACAGUGCCCUGCAGCUUUACAAUGCUCGGCCAGCACCAGCAUCUUCGUUCAUCAGGCCUUGCCCGCAGUAAUCCCAGCUUUGCAGUGGAAUCACAG